CUGUGGUCGAACUUGGAAUUGUACGCGCUAUUAGAAGGCAUUUCCCUAACUUGCUCAGUUCUUCGAUAGCGAUGGAGGAAUCGACUGUCCAAGAUUAUUUGAAAUCGUACGUGGAAGCAAGAACUCCCGAAAGCCCCGAUGACGGUGUACUACUUCGCAACGGACACCAGUCGGAAAGAAUUAUCUCUUCUGAGGACGUCGAGGCCGAAGUCUUCGAGUGGAUUCUAUCGCAUCUUGACGCACGGGAAUGGCCUCUUGCAUUGUCAACCCUGCUUGCCAAGACAGUCUCUCAGAAGGUGAGCACGACCCAGAAGGAUUCUCUGGAAUGGACCAAUCUUCAGGUAGAUGCCCAGGAGACAUUACAAGGACUGUGUUCCUUGUGGUUGGAGCAGCCCCACUUGGUACCUCCAAUGCUGCCCCCUCUGCCCUUCCCCAUUUCCACCAGUGCCAUGCGCAAUGGGAGACGAAAGAUGGAGGACAGGCACAUUACGUUGCCCUACUUCAACUAUGUUGUCGGUUUGCAGGAUGGCCCAGAGCACAGCUACUACGCAGUGUUUGAUGGCCAUGCAGGCUCUGAAGCUGCUGCCUAUGCAACAGCUCAUCUCCACCACAACAUAGCACAGCAUCCAGAAUUUCUCACCGACCCUGUGCUGGCCAUCCGUGAGGGAUUUGCUGUGACGGAGCGCAACUUUCUCAAGAGUUCUUCCAAGGAAGGUAUCAAGAGUGGCUGCACAGCCGUCUGUUGCCUCGUGAGAGAAGAGAGGCUCUACGUCGGGUGGCUGGGGGACUCUCAGGCCGUUCUUGCACGUGAAGGAAGUCCAAUCGCAUUGGUGGAACCCCACAAGCCUGACAGAGAAGAUGAAAGGCAGAGGAUCUUGGAACUAGGAGGCGCUGUUAUCAUGAUGGGAACAUGGAGGGUGAAUGGAGCACUUGCAGUGUCCAGAGCACUUGGUGACGCUGAGCACAAACCCUAUGUCAGCAGUGAUCCCGAUGUGAUAACACUUGACCUGGACGGCACGGAAGAUUUCCUAAUCCUCGGCUGUGAUGGCCUUUGGGAUCAAUUGACGGCUGACGACGUGACGCAGCACAUUUAUAAAUGUGUGAGUGCAGCUCCUGAAGACUCCCAGUACAUUGCACGCAGCCUGGUGCACAGCGCCUGCGAAUACGGCUCUACCGACAACAUCACUACUAUUGUCGUCUUUCUCAAGGAUCCCAAAGAAUUGGGCUCCCAUUUUUCCACAGAUACUGACAUCUGCCCAACAGGUAGCAUUUCCAAGCAUAUCACAGCAAGUGAGCUGCCGUCUGUUGAUGAUACUGUUCAGGAACUUACAAGCACCACCCCCAAUGGCUUGAGCUCUCCGAAAGGCUACUCGGAGCAUUUCCAACUGUCAGAUCGCCUUGUCGACUACACUGUGCAGGAUCCUACUGAACAAACGGAGAGUGACAUCAAAUUACAUCAACUUCCACUCAACCAAAAUGACUUGUGCCCUCUGGGAGGUACUUUGGAACAUUUGGCUCCAGCCAUGUCGACCACUCCACUUGUUGAGGAUUUCACCGCGGAAAAGGAUGAUGACAGUGAAUUGCGCCAGGUUGCGAGUGAGGUGGUAAGCAGCACGGUUGAAGACGCCUUGAACAGGGUGAAUAAUUUGGAACAGUACUUGGAGGAAAACGGAGAAAUGCAGACAGCGCAAGAUAUAGUGGAACAGGUGCAUCAGCUUCACUCUGAGCAGCUGACUGGCUUUCAAGAUGAAUUCUGUAGCGCAGUUCCAGUUGCACCAGAAGAAAAUGUUGAAGGUGGCAUUGAGAACGCAGGAUUUGGAGAAAACCCAUUUGAAGAAUAUGGUGUGGUACAGCAAGGAAUCAACUACACAGGAGAAAUGGUGAAGGAAGAUUUGGACCAGGCGUUUUCCACAAACCCAUUUGGGCCUCCAGGUGUCCCGGACACGGUGCCGAAUGAAAGGACUGUCUUGCCGCAAACCGAGGAUGUUACAACGUGGCCUCUUGCUCAAGACGUCCCAGAACGAGGUUCAGGCCACAGUGACCCCCCUCCUGUAGACUCUAGGGACAGUUCUUACUUGUUGCCCACGGAACUUGCAGCUCCAAAAUUUGAUGAGUUCAGUGCCGAACGGGCCAAUUACGAGGAACCUUUUGGAUUUGUAGAUCAACGAACUGAGCCUUACACAACAGAGACACAACAUGAGGAUUAUGAAGCUACUUUGCUUAAACCUCACGAUGACUUUCUACAGCCUGUGGAGCAUCCUGUUGAAUCCUCACAGCCUGAUGUGGAGCACAAUAUUCCCCAGUCAUUCCUGUCUGCCAAACAGCCUGCCGACUUUGAGUCCUACACUGCGGAAGAUGUUCAUCCGCAGCAGACCUUUAGUGCACUUCCAGGAAAUCUUGAGGAUCUGCCUGCCUCCUUGGUUGAUAGUCUACCACACGAAGAGCAGUUAACGUCUCUCCCUGAAGAUGUCUCAAUUGACCUAUCAGCUGCACCGCAGUCUAUCCAUGAGUGUGCAAAGAACCAAGUGACGGGUCUUGAGCCUCACGAAAACACUCCUGUAUUUGAUACUGCUUCUGCAGAGGACAGUGCCGUGGCAGGUUUCCAGGAUGAUGUGGAAGUUGACGUCACAGAAAGCCUCUCUCCUGCAGUGUCUACGGACUCUGUCGUGGAAAAGAAGGAGCAGCAGGAAAGCGCCGUUAUUUUCUGCGAGUUAAAGGAACAUUUUGUUGCUACAAUGCCUAAAAGUGAGGGAAGUACGGACACCACAGAAUUGCCACUGCAGGAGGUGUUUGAGCAUUCUGUCCCUGGGUCUGCGCACCAAGAAUCGCAUCAUUACCUUCCAGAAUUUCCAGAAAUGUCAGUGCCAGUUGAGGUUGGGGCACCAGUAGAAGAUUCUCCAAAUAUGUUAAGUCAUGGCCUUGUUGAUGACCUUCAGGAAAUCUCGCAACACUCUAGUGGUAGCAGUGAAAGAUUUCAAGAAAACCUGCAAGAUGUACCACCUGCGUCACUUGUCAAAACUGACCUUAUUCCAGCAGCCACCUUACCUGAUCUUGUGAUGCCCGAGAGCCUGCACGUGGCAGUCCAGCCCGUAGAUACAAAAUUUGAAUCUCCCGAACUUGCAGAGGAAUCUGUUCAGCAUGAACCAAAAGACAUUGAGGCACCUGUUAUGCAGCCCGCCGUUCAGGAAACCUUGGAAUUGUUACAGCAACCGUCUGACACUGCAGGUGAGGCUGUAGAACCUUUGAAAGAACCGGUGGCUCCAGUGGACCUUGGAGCUAUUCCAGAGUGUGUCCCAGAAGCUGAGGGUGUGACUGAAGAUUCAGAUUCAGAGAAAGAUGGAGGUUGGAAGUUUGUUAAACCGGCUGUUGCUGCUACUGCCAUGGGUGUUACUGCAGCAGCAGUCACAGCCACUGCAGUAGCUGCAUCUGCUUGUGAGGAUGUGUCGUUGCCACCUGUGGUUACCCCUAGCGAGGCAGAAGCAGGGCCUACGAAAGUGCAGAAACAGGUCCUGCCAUCCAGUAAACCACUGGCAACGAAAGGUUCACCAGGCACGCUCAAGAUGAAACCUGCUGCAGGAAAGGUAGCUGCUAGACCUCCAACAAAAAAGCCUGAUACGACAAAAGCUGCUGCAAGACCUGCUUCAACCACAACAAGGCCUGCCUCUGCAGCCACCAAGAAACCAGCGGACAUUGCUACAUCACCCAAGACCUCUUCAGCGACAACACAACGAAAACCCCUGUCUGCCUCCAGCCGUCCAUCCACAACCCAGAGCAAAGUGUCGGAUAAACCUCCUGCAAAACCUAAGCCAGCAGCAUCUGCAACAUUGCCCUCCAGGCCAAAAGCUCCUCCCUCUGUUGCAUCCACCGCUCCGAGCAAUGCCAAGAAGCCUUUGUCAUCGACACGCACUGCAACGCUCAAGACCACCACAAAGACAACAACUGCGCCUUCGAAAACCGCACCGACUACGACAGUACGACAGACCUUGUCAGCGACUACUACGAGGACUACGACCUCGAGGCCCCCAGCCCUGGCGACAAAAAAGCCUCUCGAGGCUACAGGGACUACUAAGCCACUGACGAGGACGACAGCUUCAGCAAAACUCGACAAAGAUAGCACCAACCAACAGCUCUCUACCAGGAAGAACAUUGACAGCUCAGCAGCCAACAGGGUAGCCAGUGCCAGAGUGGCUGCAUCUGCUGCAUCUCAGCGAGCAGCGGCAAGCAAGACUUUGAAGCAGAACUCUGCGAAGACUACAGCAAGCAAGCCGAGUGCUGCUAAACAAGCAACGACUGAAAGUGCAGCAACGGCCAUUAAGCCAAAGAAGGCUAUAGCGCAGCAAAACGGCGUUUGUGAAGAGAAAGGGGCACUUGAACAGCAGCAAAACAAGAAGGGGGACUCUGCGGAGGCUCCAGUCAGCAACGGCACCACAGAUCAAGUCAAAGAAGCAGAGGAGCCAGUUCGUCCUGACGGAGGCCUCAUUCAACAAGUUUGAUUGUGUGCUUGCAACUUUUUCACUAGUCGUCUUUUCUGUUCUUUUUUUUUCCCCUAUGAUUCCUAGCAUUUAUCAGAAAUGGAGGAUUUGGAAGUAUUUGUUUAAGUACAAGCUCUCUUAAUGAGCAGUCAGAUUUUGGUCCAAAAUGGGACAGCUUUUAUUCGUUUCUUUUUUCACAAUUUAUCUCUCCAGCUAGCUAUGUCCCAGUAUCACCAAAGACUGUAAUGUUCCUGUGUGUGUUUUUCUCGUGCUCUCUCUGUUCUUCGGAGGCUGUUAUGUCGUUUUGAUAUUGCACUUUGGAUGAAUAUAUACAUUUUCUUACUGCUAGGAUGCAGGCUGUUGCGGUCUGGGGGCGUAUACAUAAAUAUAUAUACAUAUUUGCAAUUGAGAUUUUUCCAGCUAUUUAUUCGCGUUGUCCUCGUGCAUAUGCUUGCAGUUAUGCUUGAUAAGCUUUGGGCAUAUGUUUUGUUUUUAGGGCUGUAGUUUUAUAAAUGUUUUUUAUGCAAUAAAGGUUCCUUCGUAGAAAAAUGGAGGAAAAACUG
Molecule: messenger RNA, 5035 nt
Organism: Ornithodoros turicata
Lineage: Eukaryota; Metazoa; Arthropoda; Arachnida; Ixodida; Argasidae
Exons: 6
Coding region: 72-4493 (1473 amino acids)
Biological process (GO): peptidyl-threonine dephosphorylation
Molecular function (GO): cation binding; protein serine/threonine phosphatase activity
Source: RefSeq, a predicted model, not a curated record